ACAGUUACAAAUUUUAGAUUUUUACAGGCUUUUUGUUUGGGUGAUAAAUCAAUUUUCGAUUUUUUAUCACAAAUUUUCUACUUGAUAAAUUUGUAAUAACAUUACAAAAUCUAAUCUAAAUGCUCAAUAGGAUAUUUUUAAAAGAAAACACUUUACCUAGGAGAACGUACAGAAACUUUAUAAACACUAUGGCUGGAUAUUUUGAAGAAAUGGGCUGGACCCCUCUGGAGAACGGGGAGCAACCCAACCAUCUCAUCCAAAUGGCGAGGUUCUUAAUUGAUUUUGGAAUAUAUGAUGAUGACUUCAGUGGUGAGUGGCCACGGCUGCCUCCUCCAGCAUCCAAAGAUGCUGUUAAAAAACUGCCAGAAAAGACAAUUAGUACAGAAACUAAAGACUGUCCUGUGUGCUUGAAGUCAUUCAGCGCUGGAGAAAAGGCCAUAGAGAUGCCGUGCAAGCACAUGUUCCACUCCCCAUGCAUAUUGACUUGGCUGGAGAAGACCAAUUCAUGCCCAUUUUGUCGUCAUGAGCUGCCUACAGACAAUGAGAGCUACGAGGCGUUCAAGAGAGAGAAAAAACGCGCAGAACAGAGGAAAGAGGACAUAGAGACCUUGCACAACUCUAUGUUCAGCUAAACUACUUAUCUAUGGUCACAAUGACUCUCGGUGUUGUUUAAUAUUAUGUUCUAUGUGUACUCACUAUAUGGGUCAUAUUUGUCUGAGGGCUGUUUCCCACUUUGCUCACAAAAUGCUAGUGGGAUAAGCCAGUAAUGGUUAGGUAAAUGUUGUAAUUAAAUCUAUAUGUGUCAGUAUUGCCACUCGCCUCUAGGUCACUGGAACAAGUACAUAUUAAAUUAUACUGUAUUGUGUAGUUUAUAAAUAACUUUAUUUAUUUGGAUAUUUCCAAACUUUUGUAGGUAUCGGGGUCCCUUUAUUGAUAUGAACCAUUGAAAAAUUACUUUACAAAUGUAUGUAGUUUUCUGAGAAACCAAAUAUGUAUCACUAUUAUAGUGUAUAAGUACCUAUAUGUAUACUUGUAUGUAGUAAAACUAUGUAGUUACUUAUAACCCUUUACCAAUCUGGGCAUUCCGAAUUUAAUACUGAAUUAUAAAAAUUGAUAUAUGAUAUAUGUUAGUAGAUAAAUUAUUAAUGUAUACUUACCUAAUUAAAUAUUUUGGUUUAUAGGUGGAAAGUCAACUGUUUCAUUUACGUAAACUAUUAAGUACUUAUAGAUAUUUCUUCCUAAAAAUGCUGAAAACAAUAUCAAAAUAUUUCUAUCCAAUUCCAAUUAUUUCUAUCUUCAUCAUUCUACAUUCGGGCCGAACCGUCUCUAUGUUCUUGGGUGGUUCUCGGCCUUCCUCUUGCAGUCUCUAUGACUUUUGCUAGCUUCCCUGAUCACGGCAGCCUUGGUUUCUUGGUUUCUAGUGAAGCGUUUAAAUAAAUAAUGAAUGUUUGAGCUUCAAGACAUUGUUUUCUAGUAAUCCUCAUUCUUAUUUUGAAUAAAAAAAUAACUGAUCAAAGACAUCAGUUCAGUAAGUCAUGCUUGGCUGUCAAAAGUCAAAACAAAUCCAAAUUUUAAGUGCAUAAAAUGCAAACAAAUUAUUAGUUUCAGCAUAGCCUUUUUAUUUUAUAUUUAUAUUAUAAAAAUAUUAAAAAAUGAAGCACCGAAAGGGUAAACUGCACUGUAAGUGCCCUCCAUCCACUAAGGGCGUCUGCAAAUGUUCCCGGAACGCUAAAGAAUGCAGAGAACUUAUGGAAAUGGUCGAGAUACUAACGAAUGAUGUUGA
Plutella xylostella (diamondback moth) is the source of this 1783-nucleotide messenger RNA. Its product is annotated as E3 ubiquitin-protein ligase RNF181. Gene Ontology annotation, biological process: protein ubiquitination. Lineage: Eukaryota; Metazoa; Arthropoda; Insecta; Lepidoptera; Plutellidae. Gene Ontology annotation, cellular component: cytoplasm. Gene Ontology annotation, molecular function: ubiquitin protein ligase activity. The record is from RefSeq and is a predicted model, not a curated record.